Messenger RNA from Mucor mucedo, 1444 nucleotides. Its product is annotated as kinase-like domain-containing protein. The transcript has 2 exons. Gene Ontology annotation, molecular function: ATP binding; protein serine/threonine kinase activity. NCBI's taxonomy places the organism in Eukaryota, Fungi, Mucoromycota, Mucoromycetes, Mucorales, Mucoraceae. Gene Ontology annotation, cellular component: cytoplasm; nucleus. The record is from RefSeq and is a predicted model, not a curated record. Gene Ontology annotation, biological process: protein phosphorylation; mitotic DNA damage checkpoint signaling. Bases 41 to 1126 code for a protein of 361 amino acids.
CAGCUUAGCUUACUUACUAAUACAUUAAUACAACAACAAAAUGUUGACUUUACCAAAUGGAACCUUAAUUGACAAUCUUCGCAUCGUGGAUAUUCUCGGUAAAGGAGCGUAUGGACAAGUAUAUCUUGGCCGACACGAAGAAAAGAAAGAAAUGUACGCAAUCAAGUCACUUCAGCACACAAAUAAACACAGAGCACUCGAAAGAAUGGAGAUUGGUCUUCAUGCACGAUUAUCAGGUCACCCUAAUAUCAUUGCAUUACACCGUGUCAUUCGUGAUGCUGACCUUUGGACUCACGUCGUUCUCGAAUAUGGACCCGAGGGUGAUCUCUUUGCUGCCAUCACAGAGAGAGACUUGUAUGCUGGAAAUCAUCCUCUCAUCAGAAAAGUAUUUUUACAACUCAUUGACGCUUUGGCCUAUUGUCACCAGAAUCACGUCUAUCAUCGGGACCUCAAACCCGAGAACAUUCUCGUCUUUGAUGGUGGAAGAACAGUAAAACUCGCUGACUUUGGUCUCGCAACCACGCACUCUGUCUCACAAGAUUUUGGCUGUGGAUCUACCUUUUACUACUCUCCUGAGUGCCAAGGGGAUUUGUUUCAGACUACAACUGAGCGUGUGGCUGGAUAUGCCACUGGCCCUAAUGACGUGUGGGCCUUGGGUGUGAUCUUAAUUAACUUGGCAACCGGAAGAAAUCCAUGGAAACAAGCUUCAUUAAAGGACGAAACAUUUCGAGCCUUUUUAGCAGACCCUGACUUCCUUUUAAGCAUCUUACCCAUCUCACGCGAACUCAAUCGUAUCUUAAAGCGUAUCUUUUGUAUCGAUCCAGCACGUCGUAUCACCUUGAGCGAAUUAAAAGAAAAGAUUCGCAAUUGUAAAUAUUUUACACGUACCGCCGAAGUUGAUCGUUGGGAACACACAGUACAACAACAGUUUAAAAGACAACAGCAAAAACGAAAGACUAUUCCCGUCGAAUUACCUCCUUCUCCACCCGCUACUCCAUCCAAUCGAUCGCGUUCUACUUCUCCUGCCAUUUGGCAACAACGCAUCCAGAACACUGAAAAACAAGAAAAACAACAAACAAGCGAUUCUUCCAUCCUCACUUCCAUGCUGACAACACUCGUGGUCUAAUUAUCUCUUUCUUAUAUCUAUUACAAUCCUUAUUUUUUUACUCUAUGACAUUAUCUAUGAUACCCUCCUCCUCCUCCUCCUCCUCUUCUCCUCAUCUUUUUUCUCCUCCUAUUUUUUCUAUUAAGGUUGAUCCUUGAUUCAAACAAUCUAUGUAUUUAAUUGGCUGCGCUUUUUCUUUUCUCCUCUUUUCAUCUCCUUUUUUUUUUUUACCUCUCUCUCCCAUGCAAUUUUUUUUUCUUUUUUUAAAUUAAUGUUUAUAUUUACACUCUUAACGCCCUUAUUAAUAUUAAAAAUAAAAAUGUUUAUGUACAAAUGAAC